UUCAUUACUCGGCACUUUUUGAUAAUUUGUUAGCCUCACUUUUUCGCAAAUUUCACUGUUUUCUUGUGAGUAAAGUGCUCGUGAAAUGGGUCAACAGACAGCAGAGACUGCAGUGGUGCAGGAUGUGGAGAUGGAGAGCGCGGAAUCGCCGCCAGAUCCGGAGAAAUUGAAGGUAGAAGCGGAUGUUUUGGCCGUGCAGGAGAUCAGGGAGCAUGCCAAGCAAAUUGAGAAGGCCGUCGUGAGCAAGGAGCCCCGAUUUAUCCUGCGUGUGCUCAGAGCACUGCCCAACACACGUCAGAAGACCAACGCUGUGGUGAUGCGGAGUCUGGCCACACAGCUCUAUCCGGUGGGACAGGAGAGGAAUGCCAUUCUGGCGUUCGUCGAGGAGCUUCCUGCGGGGACAACAGAGCUCGAUGUGCCCCGCGCAAGAGCGGCCACAAAGUCCCCCUUGCCAGAGGUGGACGCUUACUAUCAUCUUCUGGUGCUGGUGCGCCUCUUGGACGGGCGAAAUCUGGAGAAAGCGUCGCAAUUUUCAGAUGCUCUGAUGAACAAAAUCGUCACGCAGAAUCGUCGCACGCUGGAUCUUCUGGCCGCCAAGGCGUACUUCUAUCACUCCCGAGUGGCAGAGUUGACCAACAAACUAGACAGCAUCCGAGGCUUUUUGCACGCCCGCCUGCGAACGGCCACUCUGCGAAAUGACUUCGAAGGGCAGGCGGUAAUCAUCAACUGCCUGCUGAGGAAUUACCUUCACUACUCCCUGUACGACCAGGCGGACAAGCUAGUGAACAAGUCCGUGUUUCCUGAGACGGCCAGCAACAACGAGUGGGCGAGAUUCUUGUAUUACUUGGGCAGAAUCAAAGGCGCCAAGCUGGAGUACAGCCAGGCGCACAAGAAUCUCGUGAUGGCUUUGAGAAAGGCGCCCCAGAAUGCCGCUAUUGGCUUCCGCCAGAACGUGCAGAAGCUCAUCAUCGUGGUGGAGCUCCUGCUCGGUGAUAUUCCGGAGCGUCAGAUCUUCCGUCAGGCCGCCCUGCGCCCCUCCUUGGCGCCCUACUUCCAGCUCACCCAGGCUGUCCGACUGGGCAACCUGAAGCGCUUCAGCGAGGUGUUGGAACACUUUGGGCCCAAGUUCCAACAAGACUACACUUACACGCUCAUCAUUCGACUUCGGCACAACGUCAUCAAGGCGGCGAUCCGCUCUAUCGGACUCUCUUACUCGCGCAUCUCGCCCCGAGACAUUGCCAAGAAGCUCGGCCUGGACGCAGCUGAGGAUGCUGAGUUCAUUGUGGCCAAAGCCAUCCGCGAUGGCGUGAUUGAGGCCACGUUGGAUCCUGAGAAAGGCUUCUUGCGCAGCAAGGACAGCACUGAUAUUUACAGCACGCGCGAGCCUCAGCUCGCCUUCCAUCAGCGCAUCUCCUUCUGUCUGGACCUCCACAACCAGAGCGUCAAGGCCAUGCGCUACCCGCCCAAAUCCUAUGGCAAGGAUCUCGAGAGCGCCGAGGAGAGACGUGAACGCGAGCAGCAGGACUUGGAGUUGGCCAAGGAGAUGGCCGAGGAAGAUGAUGACGGAUUCUAGGCCCAGUUCUUUUUCAUUUGUAUCUGGAAGAUCUAAUAAAGAUAUUUUUGUCG
Molecule: messenger RNA, 1626 nt
Organism: Phlebotomus argentipes
Lineage: Eukaryota; Metazoa; Arthropoda; Insecta; Diptera; Psychodidae
Gene: Rpn3
Product: probable 26S proteasome non-ATPase regulatory subunit 3
Exons: 1
Coding region: 86-1573 (495 amino acids)
Biological process (GO): regulation of protein catabolic process; ubiquitin-dependent protein catabolic process
Cellular component (GO): proteasome regulatory particle, lid subcomplex; proteasome complex
Molecular function (GO): enzyme regulator activity
Source: RefSeq, a predicted model, not a curated record